AUGAAGAGACAAAAAGAUAAGUUUUGGCAACAUGCUGAGCCACUUGAUAGUUCACAUUUCAAAUGCAAAUUUUGUGAAAAACAAAUUUAUAGAGGGGUCACUCGCCUCAAGUAUCAUUUAGCUAAAGUUAGUGGUCAUGAUGUUGCACCUUGUGAGAAAGUAUCUGAUGAUGUCCAAGCAGAAGCUCUUCUUGCUAUUAAUUCUGAAUCAAGUAGUAAAAAGCGUAAGAGUUGUACCAGUGGUGAGAAUGCUUUCAUUAAGUUUGUGAAGUGCACAGCCCGUUAUGGUCCUAGUGUUCCUAUUCCAAGUUAUGGAACCCUUCGUGGAAGAAUAAUCCCUGAAGCAAGAAAGGACCUUGAAAAAUAUGCUGAAGAAGUAAAAUUUUCUUGGAAACAAACUGGUUGCACAAUUAUGUCUGAUUCAUGGACUGACUUGAAGAAGCGUCUUUUCUUAACAGAGAUUCAAAGUGUUGGCCAAAAUUUAGCGGUUCAGAUAAUUUCAGACAAUGCAUCCAAUUAUUCCAGUGCACUUGAUAUGCUCAUUGGAAAGUAUCGUUGGUUGUUUAAGACUCGAUGUGCAGCCCAUGGUAUCAAUCUAAUGUUGAAGGACAUCUAUGAAAAGGUUUUUUGGGUUGAAGAAAUUUUUGAUGAGGCAAAAAGAAUUAUUGACUACUUGUACAAGUCAAUAAUUGUCUUACAAUUGUUGAGGAGUUUCACAAACAAGGAUAUAAAAUAUCCUUGCAAAACUAGAUUUACUUCAAACUUUUUAAUGCUUCAGUCAAUUGUUGAAGUGGAAGAGAAGCUUAGACUCCUAGUUACAUCAGCUGAGUGGAGGAGUCUAAGAAAUUCUAGAUCUGUUGAAGUACAUAGAGUAGUGUACACUAUUCUAAGGGAGUCAUUUUGGAAUGAUUCAAAAGAGAUUUUAAGAUUUAUGGAAUCAACCAUUCGAGUUCUUCGUUUGGUUGAUGGUGAUGGGGCUACAUCGAGAUAUUUGUAUGAAGCAAUGGAAAGAGCCAGAGAGGUAUUGGAAAAGCUUUAUGAGGUUGACCAUUGGUAUAACCAAAAUUUGGAUAUCUUUGCUAAGAGAAGGGAUGAAAACAUUUUUGGUACUAUUCACUAUACAGUUGCUGUUUUCAACCCUACUUAUUUUUGGAGUGAAAGAUUCAAAAAGAUUCCUCAAUUGAAAGAAGCAAUAGAUUUCACUGGUGAGAUAUUGGUUCCAUAA
Molecule: messenger RNA, 1224 nt
Organism: Macadamia integrifolia
Lineage: Eukaryota; Viridiplantae; Streptophyta; Magnoliopsida; Proteales; Proteaceae
Exons: 3
Coding region: 1-1224 (407 amino acids)
Molecular function (GO): DNA binding
Source: RefSeq, a predicted model, not a curated record